Messenger RNA from Gordionus sp. m RMFG-2023, 3801 nucleotides. Its product is annotated as integrator complex subunit 4-like. The transcript has 14 exons. Gene Ontology annotation, cellular component: integrator complex. Gene Ontology annotation, biological process: snRNA processing. Bases 102 to 3737 code for a protein of 1211 amino acids. The record is from RefSeq and is a predicted model, not a curated record. NCBI's taxonomy places the organism in Eukaryota, Metazoa, Nematomorpha, Gordioida, Chordodea, Parachordodidae.
AACAUUUUUUAAUAGUAGUAUUAGCGGCCCAUAACCUCAAAUUACACCAUGACAGAUAGUUUAUUAUAUGAAUUUUUGAGACAUAGCUAACAACAUUAUUCAUGUCUACCCGAAAUUUAAAAAGAAAAUAUUGUAGCAACAAUGCUAUUAAUAUUUCAAAUGUUGAUACUAUAGCUAUAACCUUUAUCAGAAAGGACGAUGAAUGCUAUAUUAAGAGAAAUUCAAAUUUAUUAUUAAAGAAACUACAUGAAGAUGAAGAUCUGUUUAAAGAAAUAGACUCAAACUUAGAAAAAUUGUUAAGCAUUAAUGGCAAUUAUAAUUUGAAUCUAUUUAAAAUAAUCAAUAAAAUUCUGGGAUUUUAUGAGCGAAUUUUACAAAAAAGUCAUUAUAUAGUUACCAACAAUGGUAAGAGUCAAACCUGUUUGAAUUUGAAUACAAUAUGUAAUAUGUAUUCUAAAAUUUUAAUAAAUUUUGAAAAGAAUUUUGAAAUGAUCUUUGAUGUUGUUAUGGAUUGUAGUUCUUUACAACAAUAUCCAACGUUUUAUCAAAAUAUAUCUUCUAAACUUGAACAUAAAAACUUAUCACAUCAAAUCCAACAGAUUAUUGUCACUUUGAAUAAUAUAUUAUCAAAUGAAAUAUUUACCCCUUACAACAAUUUAAAAGAUAUGAAACACAUAAACUCAAAUAUUCAUUACCUCAUAUCAAACACUCAAAUAUUUAUGAAUAUAUUAACUCUAACAUUUAAAACAGUUUGCAAAAUAAUACAACUAAAUACUGAAUUUAUUGAUCAAUCAAUUGCUGAUAUUUCAUCUAAAAUGUUCAAACUAUUACAAAAUAUUAUUAAGAUCAUGUUUAUUUUUAUUGAAUCUGGUUAUAAUAAAUUGACACAUUGUCUAUCUGAUUAUAUUUCACCUAUUGCUAUACUAGAAACUACUAUUAGCUCAAUUAUCAUUAUAAUAUCCACCCAUACAAUUAUUAAUAAAGGCAAACAUGACAAUGUUCAUUCCAAAAAUUUAUUAAAUUAUUUGGAGCAUAUGCUAAUAAUUCUUUCAACUCACCAGGAACCUAGAAUUAGGAAUAUUGCAUUAUUAUCACUGCUUGAUUUGCAAUAUAACUGUAAAAUCCUUCCAUUAAAAGAAGUAUACAACCUAGUAUCGAUAACAAUGAAUGACGACUACGAUAUGAUAAGGCGUAAUUCUAUCAUUUUAUUGCAUCAAAUAGCUAUUUCUCACCCUGAUCGCUCUGUUAAUACUUCAACAACAUUGCGAGAAAUCAAAAAUAGAGCUUUUAAAUUCUUGCUUGCUGAAGCCUCUCAAUUAAUCCAAAGCGAUCUUGAUUCAUGUCAAUCAGCACCUUUCACCUAUGAUGCAAAAGAAAUACCUGCUCAUCCUCUGAAAUCACCACUAUUAAUAGAAGACACUUUUCACAAACUAUGCAAAGUAGUAAUAAAUGACAUAUCAUCGUCUAUAAGGGGCUUGGCAGUACGAUUAUUAGCCUUUCCCUAUAAGGGAUAUUUAAAUGUCGACAAAAAUAUUGAGACGAAUGCCCUUGAUAUACUAUGGCCUUUAAUGCGAGGAAACGAACGUGAAUCAGCCGAAAUCUUGCUCCAAACUUUGGAUAAAAGGACUCUCUUGUCUAACAUGCGAAAGAAAAGAUCGUUUCACGAGAGAGCACUCAAAGGUUAUACAACCGGAGAUAGUGCAAGUGCCAUUAAGGAUGAUAGGCCUCUAGAAAAAAUUGAUGCUGGAAAUGAGAUAUGUGCAAAUGCUGGAGCCUUGGUUCACGGGUUGGAGGAUGAAUCUUCAGAGGUCAGAUUGCUGACCAUAUAUUCAAUGUCUGCAUUGGCUCUUAGAUCUACUCAUAAAAGAUUAAACCAUGAAAAUUCGUCAAUUGAUGAUAUAGACAUACUUUCAUUCGCUCGAAAAACGGUUGAAUUUUUGGUAGACAUGUUUAACGAUGAAAUUUUAACGGUCCGAUUAGAAGCCAUCCGCGCUCUAGCAAGGGUCAUAACUGUUGUAACUACUCGCUCCUCAAAUUACUCAGGGGAGAGUCAAAUUGGCCUGAUUUUUAGAAGUGAUCAGAUCGAAAUCGUGUUGAGUGCAUUGGAGGAUUCUUCUGAAGAAAUUAGAAAAGCCUUGAGAAACAUAAUAGCUCACUGCACUGUAGUAGAUGUAAAUAGCAUAGCUUUAAUUGUGCGAUUUCUUCUACUUAACAUGAAUAAAUAUCCACAAGAUUUUUACUCCGUUUGCGAAUGUCUCCGCGAUUUGGCCUCCCAUCACUCAUCCUUGAUUCUUCCACUUAUUCCCGACUUGUUAUGUGCCGAAUCCAUGAAAAAUCGGCAAUUAACUGACUGUAAUGAUUCCGCGUUCUGUUGCCAAUUUCAAUUCGAUGGGCCCGAACCUGAGGUGACGGAAGAUAAAAGUUAUUCUGCUAUACUAGUCUUAGUUCUAAAUGCUGCCCUGCAUUCCACAGCCCCAUCUCAGCUUUACACUUCGCUCAUGCCGGCUUACAUAAUAGAUAGACAUUAUCCAUAUUUAUUGGAUACUUAUCCUGCAUUCUUUCCAACUAAUCUGGCACGACCUCAAAAACUAUUGUUCUGGUUUAAUACUACGAGCCCAGCCUCCAUAGUGACAGAUUUCUUGUGCGACACUAUUAUGCGCAAGUGCGAUUUAUCCCAAUUAUCGCGAAUCUUUAUGUCGGACUCUAUUCCUGAUUGGUCGAAUAAGGAUCUGGCGAUGAUUAGCUCGACUAUUGCGUGCGCAAACCUACUCUCACUUUUAACUAAAGUCAAAAUUGGGUUGGUAGAAAUUUUCCAACAUUUAUCUAAACUAGAUAUUGUCUUGAUUUGUGAAGCAAAUACUUAUGGGGAAAUUCAAAAGCUAAAGAUGUUCAUAUUCGAGGCUAUUUAUUGUUAUAGAGGUCUAACACCCGUACUUUUUCGACAGUUAACUACUCUCAAAGUCCUCGUCCUUUUCCUUUUAAUCAUUUGCAAUAAAAGAACCUUGGAUAAGCACAACGAAAUAUUUAGUAAUAUUACCUUGUCUAGCAUUAAUGAAUCGGAUUUGCAAGACCUCGUAAAUGUGAAACCCUACUUACUUGAUACCAAGACUUUAAAAUCGAUUCUUCAAGAUUAUGUGAGAGGUUCCACUUAUGUUUCAGAUGUCAAAAUCAAUGGGUCUUACAUUCAUAAGGCUGAAGAAAGCGAUAAGGAUUUGCAGAAUCAUGAUUUUUCUUUUUCCUUGAGCCGGUACACUGCCGAGAUUAUUCGACCUAUCGAGAAUCGGGAUAGGGAUAAUCCUGCUAAAUUUAUAGCCGGAAUGGCAUUUAAGGUUCUCUUAGAAAUUUGCCUUCUUACAUCGCCUAGUCAAAACCACAAAAUAAUGGAUGUUUGUAAUGCCGUAUCUUUCGAACAAUUUUGUAAACAGUUGAGAAUUAAGGUUAGAUACCCGGACAAUAAGCUGGAGUAUCAUAAAAUAUUUGAUUCCAAUGCUAAGCUAACGGAAACUGGUCGGUUCAAAAUAGAGACUGAUGUGCUUAUUACAUCAGAAAAAUCUUGGACAGAUCCAGCUUAUGUGGAAAUGAGCAUCGUUUUAUCUGUUGACUUAUUACUCGAAAAUUCUGAUAUCAUCAACGAAAUGUGCAUAGGAGACCUAUGGUAUGAUUUUGUCACGAUUAGCAAUAAUGUUAAAUUUUACAUUCAACCACGACAAAUGUCAGGGAAUAAUAUUUUUAUUUAAAAACUAAAUGACUUUAUACUUUCAUAAAAAUUUGAUUAUGUUUUACACUUAUGUCAAAUUAUAU